Molecule: messenger RNA, 3890 nt
Organism: Bombina bombina (fire-bellied toad)
Lineage: Eukaryota; Metazoa; Chordata; Amphibia; Anura; Bombinatoridae
Gene: FAM171A1
Product: family with sequence similarity 171 member A1
Exons: 8
Coding region: 215-2797 (860 amino acids)
Biological process (GO): stress fiber assembly; regulation of cell shape
Cellular component (GO): plasma membrane
Source: RefSeq, a predicted model, not a curated record
ACUGAUCGGAGGAUGCAAGAAGGGUAACACAAUACACAGUAAGAGAGGAGGAGUGGUGCUGAGCUACAGAAAGAAAAGCAACAUGGAGGCGUGUGCCCCAGCCUGAUGCAGCAUUGUGAUCACCCCUACCGGGUGCAAGCAUCGGUUGAAUGCCCUUGUGCACCCCAAUCCCCCCUCCAGGCUGCUGCAGCGCACCAAGGCUAUAGGAGAGGACAUGGUCAGUUCUGCGGCGACUCUCCUCCUCUGUCUGCUGGGCUGUAACGUGUGGAAAGCGGUCACCAAAACCUUACAGGAGCAGAAUGCAGCAGCUCAAGAGGUGACUUUGAAAGUCCAAGUUAGUGAUGCCAGUACCCACCAGCCACUGAAUGAUGCAUUCAUAGAGAUAUUUGCCAACCAGGUGUCUGCUGCCACUGGAACCACAGGAACCGAUGGCACAGCAUUAAUCAGGCUUCAGUAUAAGCUGGGCAGUCAGUUGAUUGUCACAGCCACCAAACAUGCCUACGUGCCAAACUCUGCACCUUGGCGGCCACUCAGAUUACCUGUGUUCUCCUCACUAAGCUUGGGUUUGCUUCCUGAACGUUCAGCUACGCUAAUGGUGUAUGAUGAUAUUGUGCAGAUAGUUUCGGGAUUUCAAGGAUCACGGUUGCAACCCAGAGUUCACUUUCAGAGGCGAGUGCUAAGCCUGCCUGGGAACUCCACCUACAAGGACCUCACUGCUUUUCUAACUGCUGCUAGUUCCCCAUGGGAAGUUGAUAGUUUUCCAUACUUACAGGGAUCAGAUGGCAACACAACAGGAAAUAGCAGCAGGUUUGAUCUCACUCCGGUUACUGCUGUCAGUGUCCAUUUGCUCAACAGCGAUGGGAAAGAUGUUCCAGUCAAUGGACCCAUCUAUGUAACUGUGCCCUUGCCAACUCAUACCAACCUUAAACACAAUGCUCAUGUCCCAGCAUGGAGAUUUGACCAAAAACACGGAACAUGGCUGAAAAGUAGCCUUGGCCUCAUCCAGCAAGAAGGAAAUCAGCUCACCUGGACAUACAUUGCACCACAGCUUGGCUACUGGGUGGCUGCCAUGUCUCCCUCCAACCCAGAUCCGGUGGUAACACAGGAUAUCACUACCUACCACACCUUGUUUCUCUUGGCUAUAUUAGGAGGAAUAGCUUUCAUACUGCUGGUUCUCUUGUGUCUGCUGCUCUACUACUGCAGGAGGAAAUGUUUAAAACCACGUCCGCAUCACAGGAAGCUUCAUCUUUCCACAGCACUAGAUUGUUCCAAAAAAGACCAAGCCACUUCAAUGUCCCACAUCAAUUUAAUUAGUCCUGUUCACAUGGAGAUGGUAUCUUCUAGUGGUGAGGCAGAUAUGCACACCCCGAUGCUUAAGCCUUCAUAUAGUACCUCAAGGGAAUUUAGCUCAAGGGAAGAGCUGCUUUCUCGUCAAGAUCAAAAGAGCAGAAUGUCUUUAGAUAACCUGACUCCAAGUGCAACUUUGAGACAAGUUUACAAUAAAUCUAUAGAUCAAUUUCUCUUGAAUUCAAGGAAGUCGGCAGAAAUAUCUGAUAGAUUUGAGCCCCCCAUGAAAGAGGAAUAUCGUAGGAGUUAUAAUUCUGUGGUAUGUCAGCCUUUAUUUGAAAACAAGGACAAAGACCUAUCCUCUACCCAUAUGUCAGGAAGCAAACCAAGUAUUCAGGAACAAAUGCACCCAAUGCCUUCCGCUCCUGAUCUAGAGCAGCUAGACCGACGGCCUAGUGAAUGUAUGAUGUCACGAUCGGUUGAUCAUCUUGAAAGGCCAACCUCUUUUCCAAGGCCAGGCCAGCUCAUCUGCUACAAUUCUGUUGACCAAGUGAAUGACAGUGUUUACAGAAAUAUUUUACCCACCCUAGUAAUUCCAGCUCACUACAUGAAGCUACCAGGAGAACAUCCAUUUGUUAGCCAGCAGUUGAUUGUUUCAGCAGACCAACAGUUUGAAAUUGAAAGACUACAGGCUGAGCUAUCCAAGUCUCAUCCACAGCAUACAGUGCAUUCUCAACAGAUGUCAUCUGCACAAUUAGGUUCCCAAGCAAUAUCGCAGCAACAUUUACAAGAUGGAGAAGGUGUUGAGUGGAGUGGCCAAAAUGCUAUGAUGUCUGAAUCUGUAUCUAUACCAGCUUCACUAAAUGAUGCUGCCAUUGCUCAAAUGAAUGGUGAAGUCCAGCUUCUGACAGAAAAGGCAUUGCUGGAGCUGGGUGGUGGGAGGCCAAUGCCUCAUCCUCGUGCAUGGUUUGUGUCUUUAGAUGGACGGACAAAUGCACAUAUUAGACAUUCAUAUAUCGAUCUCCAAAGAGCAGGAAGAAAUGGAAGUAAUGAUGCCAGCUUGGAUUCUGGUGUUGACAUGAAUGAACCAAAAGCUGGCAGAAAAGGAAGAGGUGAGAAAUUUUCACUGCUGCAGCAUCACCCAUCUGCACAGCAUCCAACAUUACAGGAGCACCAGCCGCCAAAUGACCAAAAGAUGUCGGACAGUACAACUUAUACUCAACUUGUUUAUUUGGAUGAAAUGGACCAAAGUGGUAGUGAAUGUGGAACAGCUGUCUGUAGCCCUGAGGAUAGUAGGCCAUUCAUAGAGCCACCAGGAAGGAGGAGUGGUGGCCAGUUACCCAGCCUUGAGGAAGAGCCAAUUAAAAGAACUGUGGACUCUUCACCAGUGCCAUUAAACAGCCCUGAGCAUGAAUUUUCCAUCAAUGAUGAUUGUGCUGAUGACCAAGGAGAAAACAAAAAAAGUCCUUGGCAAAAACGCGAAGAAAGACCUCUUUUGGCUUUUAAAUGAAAUGAGUUGUUCUAAAUUCAUCACAAAAUGGAGUAAAAAAUUGCCAAAUAUUCUUUCUUUGGAAAUACUUUUUGGGGAGAGUGGUUUCUGCAUAAGAAGGCAAUCUGCCUCAUGCCUGGGUGGGAGUUUGUUUUGAAGACAUUUCAGUGGAGAAAAUGAAUCCUGGGAUUGAUUUUAUGGACUUUUAUUAAACAAAGGAACAGGUGAUGGUUGGUUCUGUCCCAGAAAUUUUGUUUUUAUUUGAUUGUAAAGUAAUUGAUGCUGUAGGACAACUUCUUGCUAGGUUCUGACCACUAACCUCCCAACCCGGGAGCAUGUGAUACAUAAGUUAUAGUUCUAAAACCAAUUUAUCAAAUGUUUACGGUAAAUCUACAUUAUACAGAAGAGCUGGCACAUGGUGUCAUAAAACGUACACAUAAUCUAAAAGGCUAUGCAUUGCUGCUUUUACACGAAGUGAAAUUUUGCCUAGGCAUUUGCUUUUAUUUUGUUUGUGGCUGUACAAAAUGUAUCUUUCUCAGUAUAACCUGCUUUUAUUAUUAUUAUUAUUUUAAAUAAUUUUCCACAUUUUGUAAUGAGAAAAGCUAUGAUUAGUACCUCCUUGUAUUUUUUUUUUUUUUUUCCAUUUUCUUAAACCAAACGUAAUAUUGUCUGCUUAGUAUCCACCAGAUCUGGCCCCUAAUCUCCAAGUGCCUUUUUUACAGUUGGAAUAGCUUUCUUAUUGCUUAAUCCAUUUGAUUUUUAUAGUUUACUUAUUUUGAACUGCAUGCACCAUGGGUCCGUCCUGCUUCGCCUUUCUCCUUUCUGUACAUUGUAGAGAUCAUUGUGUACUAUAGAUUAUUUAGUAACUAGAAUACAUCUUGAGAACCACUUAGCAAACAUACUCAUAGAUUUAUGUAAAUAUGAUUUUUCUUUUUGCUUUUAAAAUGCUCUUUAAUCUUGAAUGGAAGAAUGAAAAUAGUGAGCAGAAAACAAUAAACCUUAACAUUAUAUACCAUUCUUCUGAAGUGCUAGAAUGACAUUUUUGUGCAUUCUCUUUAAAACUGCUUGGUUAUACAAGAAUUAUAAUUGAAAUAAAACUUAUAAAAACAUACAA